UAACACACAUCUCCCUGUUAAACAAAAGAACGUGAAGUAUCAAUGCGUGUUGUCGCUUAAUAUGUACUGCGUAUCAGUGAUGUAUUGGAUUACGCGUUUGGAGUGAGUUGCGGGUUGCUACAAGGACAGGAGUCUAAAGAUGCAGCGGACGGAUGGAUGCAUGGUGACUCGCUCUGUCUCCGCGAGGCGGGGACUGAGUGAGCCAGACGGGGUGGAGCAUCGCAUCGCCUCGCCCAUCUCGGCGCAGACAUCCUUGCGUCCCGUUCUCCUUGUGCGCAUCGGAAUCGGAGAAGGGGCCGGUCUAUGGGAGGGACUAGCGCAAAGGGGGGACUCGGAUCGAGGAGAGGGGGCGGGGUGGCGGCGAGGGUGGUUGUUUCUCCAGUCUCUUACCCAGUGUCUUUGUCUCAUACUCUUUUGUUAGCCAUGCCUAGCUUGCUGGUUCUCGCAGGGAUCAUGGAGAAAAACGGGGGCUACGGCGGGGAUUUAGCCGGCCCCGGUUUCGGCGGCGAGGGUCUUCUGGUGCCACCCGAGGAGGAGGAAGACGAUUCCCGUGCCCUGAGAGUUGCACUGGGCCAGCUGUCGCUGCUGGGUCUUGGAGAGGGCGAGGACGGCAGCGGGGCUCCUGCGGGUGGCGGAGGAGUUCAAGAUCGGAGUAACAAUAACCAUCACAAUCACGGAGUUGGAUCCGAAUCUGGGAUCUUACCGGGGAAGAGCAAGUUGUGCGCCCUGUACGAGAGCUCGUCCACCGAGACGAAGGGACGGGGCUGCAACAUCACUGAGUGCGUGCCCGUGCCAAGCUCCGAACAUGUGGCCGAAAUAGUGGGGAGGCAAGGUUGCAAAAUCAAAGCUUUGCGUGCAAAGACAAACACCUACAUCAAGACCCCAGUCAGAGGCGAAGAACCAGUCUUCCUCAUCACCGGUCGGAAAGAAGACGUGGCCCUGGCCAGACGAGAGAUCAUCUCUGCGGCAGAACACUUCUCCAUGCUGCGGGCCUCCAGGAACAAGUUGGGCGUCUCUUUCAGCGGCUCCCCACCUGCACCGCUACCUGGCCAGACCACCAUACAGGUGAGGGUGCCCUAUCGUGUGGUGGGUUUGGUGGUUGGACCCAAAGGCUCGACGAUAAAACGUAUCCAACAGCAAACGUGCACUUACAUCGUCACCCCGAGCCGCGACCGCGACCCUGUCUUUGAGAUCACAGGCUCCCCAGGGAACGCAGAGCGAGCUCGGGAAGAAAUAGAGGCGCACAUCGCAUUCCGCACGGGCGGGCUGCAUGAUCACAACAAUGAGAACGAUUGCCUGGGGCCUGAUGCUGGCAACGGGGGUUUGGAGAGCCGCCUGCAGCAGGUGUGGGGGCUACAGGGGGCCCCGCGCAAGCCGCUCACCAGCAGCUACCGCCAGAAUUUCUCUGACGCCAUCGUCGGAAGUAGUGGAGGUGGAAAUGGAGGGGGGAUUUAUAGUAAAGGUGACUUCACCAGCAACGGGGACAAGCCAGGCUCUUACUUUGGCUCAGAAGGCACUCAGAGCUGGGGCGAUCCCGACUAUCCCAAACAGGUGGCUUACUACGCCCAGCAGCGCUCCAAAAGCUUCGGAGGCCUGCCUCUCCCUCUGACCAGACUGUCCCCGGGUCUGCCUGAACCAUGUGGCAACUCCAACGCAGUCGGAUCCCCCCAUGCCCAGGCGCGCCGUGCCCACAGCGAGCCCACUGCUGCCACCACUGCGUUCACCGGCCGUCUCCCCGUGCCAGAUUCGCCACCCGCCGUGGCUCGAGACUGCAUGACCUGCUUUGAAAGCAAGGUGACAGCCGCCCUGGUCCCAUGUGGUCAUAACCUGUUCUGCAUGGAGUGUGCCAUCCGAAUUUGUGAGCUAAACCAUCCGGAGUGCCCUGUCUGCCACACGCUGGUCACACAGGCCAUCCGAAUAUUCUCUUAAAGUUUUCUCGUUUAAUGUGGGAUGGUUUUUUUACUCUGUAGGUUCAGUUUACUUAUAUUCCUUUUUUUUUUUUUUUUGUAUUCAGUAUUCACUUUGUUUUUUUGUUUGUUUGUUUUUUAAGAAAACACAAAACCAAAACAAGCAGAUAUUUUAGAAGCCACUGCUUGCUUUACUAAAAAAAAAAAAAAGUAUUUUCAGAUUUUCUUUUAUAUGUACACAUAUAUGCAUAUAUAUUUUAUAAACGUUUUUUCUUUUUUUCUUUUUUUUUUUUUAUGGAAAGAACGUAGUUCUUAGCAUGUUCAUGUUGUUUUGGUUAUUUUAUUUUAUUUUUUUACCGGUGCUGUCUUAUUUUCCACAUGCAGUGUGGACAGUAACAGAACAAAUAAUGUGAACAUUUUACACUUUCCCUUCCUUUUUGGUGGGGAAGUUUAUUAUUGUCGUUUUUAUUAUUAUUAUUAUUCAAGUUUAUUUCCUAAGAUUGUAGUAUAGUUUUACAUCCCAGCAUCUUGAUAAGCAAGAAUUCUUUUUUAAGGCAAACUAGAAUCUUAAAUCUUUGCACCUUGAAACUGAUGUAAAGUGACUGUCAAAAAACAACAACACACAAACAGAUUGCUAUGCGAAAUAUACGGUUUAAAAAUGGCCAAAUACAUGUUGGUGUGGCUUUAAAUUUGGACCUUAUUCUAAAUGACUAUUCUAGAAGUCCAGUGCCGAAUCAAUAUUUUAACGGGUAAUUGACGAGUAAAACGGAGAAAAAAGUUGGUUUGGUCAAGGAGUAGGUCCUCUUUUUUUCUUUCUUUUUUUCUGAAAGCCUUUUGAGCCUUUUGUUUUAUGUAUUAGAAAACAAUGUUUUAUUGGGUACAAAUUCCUGUUAUCACAAAACAAAAACGUAGUUUUCAAAGUGUUGGGCAGCAAAAGCAUUGGAAUUCAUCAGCAGUCUGUUGUUCAAGACAACCCCCAUUCAUUUUAUUUUAGGAACCUUUUCAUUUGGCUCCUUGCUUUGUGAUUGCACACAGUAAGUUUAUGAAUGAUUUUUUUUUUCACACAUUAAACUGUAAAAUGCUGAUUACAAGCACAAGGCAUGAGAUGAAGUAAAAUAGGGGUGAUUGAAGGGAGGGGGGCCUGUAAUCUGAUCCUGAAUAGACCCAAGUAGACAAAAGACAGCGAGACCCCGAGCUACAGUACAUUGUAAAGCACCCACUCCCUCAGUCCCCGUGGUCUUACAUUUGAGUUGCAAAGCGCACACUGCCUUACUGUCUGUUUUAACGGAGGCAGGUGUUUCAUAUCGUACUUUAGAUGGAGUUUUUUUUUUCUUUUUGUGGUCGGCCUGAAAGGGGGAGACGUAGUGCUCUAAUUCUACUUGCCCGUCAAUCGUUCCAUGCAUUGCCGGUAAUGACUAUAGUUUGAGCUCCAGAGCUCCUCCCAGAGAGUAUAUUGUUUUGUUGCAGUAAUGGUACGGUCCCCGGAGCGCCCCAACAUGGCCUGCCCUACGAGGAGCUGAUAAUUAGCCAUACAUCAGAGUCCAGGUGCAAAGCAACUGCUGGAGAAAGGAGGGGGCCAGUGUACAGUGGCGUGAAUGGACACAACACCACGCAGGGGGCCACAUCUAUCCCCAGCGCUCAACUAGGUGCAGCUGGGGCCCCUCCUGUCGAUCACUCGCUCCCGAUUCUCCCUGCCCCUCAGAGCCAUGCUAUUCCCAUUGGGGAAAGAGGGGCCUCCUUUGUCCUGCCAUUGGGAAAAAAAAUUCAAGAGCAGAUUUUAUUUCAAAGAGAGAGGCAGAGAGUGAAUGGUGACUAGAUCGUCCAAUUGUCUGAUUUAACCCAAAGCAAUUUAUUGAAACUUUUUUUUUGUUGAGUUUAUUAAAGAAAUAUUCUGGGUUUAAGACAAGUUAAGCUUAAUCAACAGCAUUUAUGCCGUAAUGUUGAUUCCCGAAAAAAAUCUUUAGUAAACCAAAUGCAAAAGUCAUUGUUACAGUGAGGCACUUACAAUGGAAGUGAAUGGGGACAGUCCAUAAACACUAAAAUACACAUUGUUUGAAUAGUAUAGCCACAAAACCGAAACAUUAUACACGUUAACAUGAAUUUAGUGUAAUAAAAGUGCUACUAACAUUAUCUGUGAAAGGUUAUCGAUAAAAUAUAAAGUUCCAGGAUAAUUUUGGACAGUGUGUAUUUUAAUGUUUACAUAUUGGCCCCAUUCACUUCCAUUGUAAGUGGCUCAAUUUAAAACAAGGGGCAUAUUGAUUUUUUUCAGGAAUAAACAUUAUGCCACAAAUGGUGUUAAUUCAGUUUAACAUGUAUUUAACCCGAAACAUUCCUUUAAAGGGAUAGUUGAUGAAUAUGAAAAUGAAUAUUCUGCCAUUGUUUACUUACUCUCAUUUUGUUCCAAACCCGAAUGACAGUCUCAGUCACCAUUCACUUUCAUUGCAUGGGUAGAAGUGAAUGGGAACUGAGGCUAACAUUAUAACUAACAUUUCCCUUUGUGUUCUACAAAAGAAAGUAAGUCAUAUGGGUUCAGAUCAAUAAAUAAUGACAUGUAUUUUCAUUUUUGGGUGAACUAUCCCUUUAAGAGCCUUCCGAAUUCUCAGUCCAAUCUUACCUUAUCCUCAUUUAUUAUGCACGAGAGGCAGGCCAUCAAAGUUUUCAUAAAGUCUUCCUUCAUAAGGGGGACGUCCUGCCAUGGCUGCCCUGCCAGUACAUGGUCACAAGCAGCCAAUAGGAGAGCAGCAUUGAACUGCACAAUGAAAUCAGACAAUUGUAAUUGACAAAAAAGCUGGAGGAAACGCCCAAUUUGGUGGCCGCUCAUGCUGAAUCAAAUUACACACCCACAGCCUGUCACAUUGCAGGCUAGGGGAUUUCGGAAUAGGGGAUUAGAGCGUUUGGAGGGAUAGUGAACAGUCUUUUUUUUUUUUCUUUUGCUCUCGCUAGAAGGCCACUACGAAAGAAUGGAGCCACUGAAAAUGUAGUCUGCUUGAAAUGGGUCCGUUCUACCCCUGUCGAGCCUCUCUGCCCCACUGCCACAUAUGUGCGGUGGUUGAAGAUAUGUUAGGGUAAGCUUGUGAUUGUAAUGACUAACUAUAACAAAAAAUGACCUUUGAGCCAUUAGCAUCUUAAAUAUUCCUUUUGAAAAACUUUUGAUGCUCAGUUGACUGUUACAGCAGAAAAUGUUUUGUUUGCCUCAUCCGAAUCCAUGUAUUAUGGCUGUAUUACUGCCUGACAGUGUUUUGUUUGUUUGUUUUUUAGUUUGGUUGAUUUGUCUGAUGAACAAAUAGGCCUACUUGGUGUAAUAAGGUACUUUAUUUAAAUUAAAAUAUCUUAUGACCCUUUUAGUAACUUUCAGAUUUGUUAAAGAAACAAAAACUGAAGAAGCUUAACAAAGUAAAGCUCUUAUAAGCACCUUAUUUUUUAGAAAACGAACCGCAUUUGCAAUCGAAAAGCAUUUACAUUUUGAGACAAACUCUACCCUCCGACAACAAGAAAUAUUGUUAUUAUUGCACUAAGCUUGCAUUUUUGGUAUAGUUGAUUCUAUUUGCACUGAUUGCAUAUGUUGGAUAAGUCGCCCGAUUAGUAUGUAUUGAUUAUUAAGAAGCAGCAGCUUAAUUUAGUUUUAAAAUGAAAGAUCAACAAUACAAGUUAAUGAAAAGAGAUGUGUGUUCUACAUUUUCCCAGCACUGAUUAGGGACAGACGCUUGUCCUUUGAAGGAAUGCAUGUGCAUUUUGGUCAGUUUAUAAAGCCAAAACAAUUAUAUGCAAACCUGAAUGAACUGCUCUUUUUUUUAACCACAUUUGUCUGUCUAUAAUAUUAUCCUGCUUCUUUUAAGGUCAGUAGGUCAGCUUGCGCAGGAAACAGCAAUAACUGUCUUAAUAGUCAACAAGAUAUCAGAGGUACACUUGAAAAAAAGCAUUGGAGAGCCAGAUUUUCAACUUUAAUUUAAUCGUCACAUAUAUAUCCUAUCCAAAAAUGCUUUGCAGUGGUUGAUAACCCUAAGAAUUUUUAAAGCUAUAGUUACAUUUCAUACAUUCCAUAAAAGCCCUUAGAAGUAUGUCUUUUUAACAAUGAAACAAAAACUGUAAUGAUAUUUUUUUCUCAGUUUGCAAAUGCAGCACUUCAAAAGUUUCGUUUCUUAACCAAACAUCGCAACGUAGAGUGAUGAUUUACUUAAAAGAAUGUAGCCUGAAUCCGUGAAGACGAUGCUGUAAAUGUGCUUAGAGCGAGAUAUUAUUCAAUACAGUGUAACAGGCUUUGAAAGGGAUACAUUUUAACUCUUUAAAAGACUAUAUAUAGCCAAUCACAGUAAAACCUUUUUUGAGUAUUAUUUAUUUGAUAGUAAUAAGACUAUAUUUAUUGACAUUUAGGGAGAUAUAUAAAAAGACUGACUACCAUAGGCAUAUCAUUAGAUAUAUUUCACUAUAUAAGCAAUUCUGAAAAUAUUGUAAUAGUUUUAACAGUGUACUUUGUAAGUUUUUAAUAAUGCAUAAGGCGUCGUCCCAAAAGAAGUGUGGCGUAAAUGAUGCCCAAAAAAUAAAUUUUAAACAUGAAGACAAUUGAAGCUUUUCAGAAAAUAUAUGACCAAAAAUUAGGGUUGUCACAAUCAAAAAAGGGACUGAACCACAUUGCUUUUCCUAGAGCUGGUAAUGAAUGCAUAAAGUUAUGAACAUAUAAAGAAAAUAUCUAAAAACCCUAAAGACAGGAUAUACUGCGUAUAUGAGGAGCCCAGAUGAAUAUACAUCUAUUUAAAAUGCAUAUCAUGAUGGUUUAGUUAUCUUAAUUUAAAUACUGUAAACGCAGCUGGCAAAUUCAAUCAUAAUUUCAGAAGGACAAGGGCACUACCGUAAUGCCAAAUUUAAAACACGAAUUGCCCUUGCAACAAAAAAAACAAACAUUUUGAUAGAGAGGAAAUAGGGGAGUGGUCAAGACAUAGGAGUACAGAUUCACAAGGGAAGUGGUCAAGUUUAAAAUCGAACAGGUUAAACAAGAAUGUGUUGUCUAAAGUGAAGCUCAGUAAUAUAAGAACCACUGUGAAUUGUUAUCUUUAUUUUUAUUUUUUCCAGUAAUGACUUGGUGUUGUUAAAUAGUUGCAAUUCAACAGCUUCUCUCGCUUCUUUUGGUUGUGCAUGCUGAGAAAUUAUUUUACAGAGCGUUAUUUACCUUUAAACAGCUGAGAUCUGUGUAGAGAAAAUAUAACAGAGCCACUAAAUGGUGUACAAUGAAAUCCGUUUAUUUUUCCAAACAUAUUUCUCUUACCCAACAUAAAGUAUCUAAUGCACAAAAUACCCAACGAAUACCUUGCAUUACCAUAUUGGAUAUAUUUCCAUUUUUAGCCUUGUUGAUAUUUUCACGUUUGUUUUUUUUAUUCGCCUGAUUAGAUGAGAAGUAUAUACCCUUAUAUGUUCUUUCAUAAGAAAUAGAAAAGCUGCAUGCAUUUAUCUAUAACCACUGCAGCAUUCAUUCCAUAGAAUCAACAGAGAACAUAUAGACGAUGCACAUAAGCAACUCUAACGCCUUUUUCAAUAUAGUACAAAGGGCAAAUAAUGUAUUUGAAUGUAAAAACGGCCACCCAACCAAUGUCUAAUUUUGCCUUUUAUUUAUCAAAAGUGAGCUUUAAGUUGAAAUUCAUGGCUAGAGAAAUACCACCAUAUCUAUUGAGGUUCUUCCUCACAGCAUUUAUACAAAGCAACUUACUUAAAAGGGGGAAAAAAUGUCUUAUAGCUGUUUCGUAAGAUUCUAUUUUGCUAACAUGCAUUAUUAUUUCAUAGACAGAGGAAGAGGUCAGUAUCUGGAUGUUAUUUAUGAAUAUCUUUAAUGAAGCAAACAUAUUUAUAAGUAACCUCAAGACAUUUUGUUUUUUAAUUAAAUUAAAAAGUUAAUAUAUUUCUAAAAUGCAUGAAGUUGAUUUCUACUAAAAUGAUUAAAACUAUAGAAUUUUUAUUUAUGAAAGUUAGAAAAAUCCUUCACACUUCUGACAGGAUUAAACAAGCGGGGCGGGGUGUCAAAGGCUUAUAUUUUAACGUCAGAGAUGUGCCGGUUUAAAGACUUGCGUUAGCAAUGGGAUAACGACAGAAAAUAUUUUAUAGGAUUUGGGGGUAUUUUAGUCACUUCAAGUUUGUGCCUCAAUAACGCAUUUUUGCAUAGUAAAAGCACUCAGAAGUGUUGCGUGCUCCACACCAUAUAGCUGAGUAAAUGAAGAGUCCCUUCCUUCUUUUAAAUUAAUUUGCUGUCCUUUGAUUUCAAUGCAGUUAUUAUAAAGUGAAUGAGUUUAACAGGGUGAAACAUAAACAUGCACACACACACAUAUUAAUACAAGCAAAAACAUGUAAUGACUUUCCGAUUUCCAAUUGUUUCAAACUAUGCAUGACACAAAAUUUUAAUUUAUUUUCUGCAAAUCAGAUAUUCAGUUAUCAUAUUUGUUUUCAGAUACAGUAAUAGUUCUGCGCAGAUCUCGAGCACACUUACAGUAAUACAAUUAUUUGCAUGUAACUUGUAUUAACACUUAACAGGAUAACAGAAGUCAACAUUGCAACCCAAUUUACUUCCAUAAUGUGACGUUUUUCCAAGUGAUAUUCAACGAGGGGGGAAAAAAAAUGUAGGGCGGGACUUUAUUUUAAAAGUUGGGCGUUCCAUACCAGAAUGGAGCCACACCUGAAUUUAAAUGAGCUAAAACCAAGCCUGAAUAGCUUAUACAAUUAUCGCAAGUCAUUUCAGAGAAAAAGCAAGUUAUUACAUUACGAUUAAAGAUUACAAAGACAAAAUGUUUUAUUUGAAAUGACAUGCACUGAUAGAUCAUUCACAAUAGGACCGGGAACAUGCAUUAAGAAAGUAAAUAGGGUAAACUUAGAUGUCACAUUGACUUUAUCACAUACAAAUUAGGCUCAUGUACAAACUACACUCAAGGGAUGAUGAUAACUUUUCAUUAUUACCAUGAGUGUAACGUAAAAGCGGUGAACUUUUGUUUACACUGAAACGCAUUUUCACAAUACUUCAUGGUGAACACGCAUCUCGACUCUUUGUUUUGGCUCUGUGGUGGCAAUGAUAGUUGUGUAGUGGUUUCAAUUUCAGUCUGACAGGAACACGGGGGUUAGGUGGGUCAUUUCAGUGACCUCGCUUCUGGGAUGGGUUACUCCAGUCCGACAGUCUGUAUUUGGUAGCUUCCAGCACAGUAGAAGUGUUUCAUACAGUUCUCAUAGUGGUCUUAGUGCAUUAGUUUGGUCAAGCAUCUCCUGGUAAUAGUGUUCAAUUUAUUGUUGAUAAACAAGGGGUUUGCCAUAUCAUAGACGAGGCUAGCCGAUACUCCAUGAGUCAUUUCAUUUCAUGAUUUCAGUAUGGUGUCCACACGAGGCACGCAAAUUGCAGGUUUCUCUUCUUAGAACAUGUUAUUUGUGAGUUUCAUUUUUGAUAUUUGAUCAAUGUAUCUAUGCCAUACUAGUUUUGAUUUUUUGUUAUUUUCAGAAAACUGUAUUGUAAAUGUUUCUAAUAAAACAAACUGAAUAAUCUG
Myxocyprinus asiaticus (Chinese sucker) is the source of this 9415-nucleotide messenger RNA. It is a transcript of the gene mex3a, whose product is annotated as mex-3 RNA binding family member A. Gene Ontology annotation, molecular function: RNA binding. Bases 304 to 1929 code for a protein of 541 amino acids. The transcript is spliced from 2 exons. NCBI's taxonomy places the organism in Eukaryota, Metazoa, Chordata, Actinopteri, Cypriniformes, Catostomidae. The record is from RefSeq and is a predicted model, not a curated record.